UGUUACCUGUCUGUCAAGUAUUUGGUUGAUUUGCGUACAAACUUUGUUUCGCUUUCGUUUUGUUCCAAUAAUGCUUUUAUCAUAAUAUAUACCCAUUUCAUUUCUACUCAACUUAUUGUUUGUUGUUAUUGUUCAAUGGUGCGAAACUUUUAGAUACAUAAAUGUGAACAUUGUGUAUGAUUCAUGAUUCAUGAUUUAGAUUUAUUUAUUAUGUUUCUUAGCUCUUACACUUCUUUCUAAUGUAUCAAAACACUAUUCGAGUGUGUUAAAAAUAGAGCAAAAAUAUUUUCCCGCGUACGUUUUCAUAUCUUUAGUGUGGAUCUUUUAUUCAGUUAUUCGGUUGAUUUUGUUCGUAAAACGUGUCAAUAUAUUUUUAUUUUUUGGUCUUAUUUGAUUGAAUAAAAAAAACGUGAAGAAAUGGCAAACGCAGUUGUUAAAGUUGUUGAAAGGUGUACAAAUGCAGAAGAAAAUGAACAUUUAGAUCUCUCUGAAUGUGAACUAAUGCAAGUGCCAGAAGCUGUUUAUCAUCUCAUGAGAAAUACAUCAUUAAAAACUUGCAACUUGAGUGGAAAUGUUAUAAAGAAGAUAUCACCAAAAUUUGCUGUUAAGUUCAAUCUCAUCACAGACCUCAAUUUAUCACAUAACCAAAUGGCCAAGCUUCCUGAUGAACUGGCAGAAUUGGCAUCGUUGGCCCGCCUUAAUAUAUCACACAACACUUUUAUUGUUUUACCACCAGUUGUGUUCAAAAUACCAAAUUUGCGUGAAUUAGAUGCAAGUCACAAUGCAAUCAUAGAAAUCGAUACAGACCAAAUGAUAACAAGUAACAAUUUGGAACUUGUUGACCUGCGACACAAUCCACUUGGUAGAAGUAGCCACAGAAAAUUAAAAAAUGCCAAAACUCCUUUCCGGCUGGAAAUCUCCGAGUACAACGAAGAUGAAGACUGGUAGAAACUUUCAAUCAAAACAAAAAAAAAGAUGCUUUAACAAAAAAAAAACUCUUCUGAAAGAUUUUUUAGAAUUUUACGAACUGUUGUUUUUCUCUACAUAAGUGAUUUUUAUACAAAGUACUUAAUUUAGUAAAUAAGUUUUAGAAGUUAAGUAAAUGUGAUUUUGAGAUUAGAUUAGAUUCGGUGCGUCUAUGUUUAGUAUCAAAAAAAGAAAAAGAAAAAGUUUUUCAAAAACCCAAAGAUACUUUAUUCUAUAAUUUUUAUUUUGAAACGGCAUUUGCCCGCAUACCGUUUUUAUAUUUUUUCGUUUUAUUUAGUUUAUCGUUUUCUGUGAUUUUGUUUUACCUUUAAAGCUGCUACACACUGUAGAUACCAAAACCAUGGUAAAUUAUGUUAUUUCCAAUGUUUCGAAAGACAAUAUUUUAGGUAUUCUAAACAACAGUGUGUCAGCGGUAUUAGUUUCUUUUUUUUUAUUAGUUAUUCUUAUUAGCCCCAGUGCUUCCAUAAUACGUUUGAUUAUAUUAAAGAAUUUAAUGAACGAUUUUAUUUUUAACAAAGCACUGAGUCAAUAUCUUGACAUUUUUGUAUUUUAUUAAGUUAACCAAUGUUUAAACUGCCACAUCUGCUUGUAAUUAUAAUAAUAAUAAUAUGCCUGCACCAUUGUAUGAUUUGUAUUUUAUUUUGCAUAUUGUUUUGAUAGAUUACUAUAAAUAUGAUGUAGGUACUUUAAAAACGAAUCUACCAUUUGAUAGCUAUUUAAUAAAGAACUAACUAACUUUUAAGAAAUAUAAUAUAUUAUACAUACAUUAUAAAUUUAUAAAAUAAAAAGAACUAAUUUUGGCAUGGUAUCAUGCAAAGAAAA
This is a messenger RNA of Episyrphus balteatus (marmalade hoverfly), 1809 nucleotides long. RefSeq names its product leucine-rich repeat-containing protein 20 (gene Sclp). Gene Ontology annotation, molecular function: protein binding. NCBI's taxonomy places the organism in Eukaryota, Metazoa, Arthropoda, Insecta, Diptera, Syrphidae. The transcript is spliced from 4 exons. Gene Ontology annotation, cellular component: extracellular matrix. The record is from RefSeq and is a predicted model, not a curated record. Bases 418 to 948 code for a protein of 176 amino acids.